AGAAGAGACUGCGAUUGGUAUAAUCGGAAGAAGAGCCAACCAAUUACAGAAAAGCUUCCACAAACAGCAGAAGGAAUCUGUCACACCUUCUUAGGUCUCCUGCUUCCCCUCCCCUUCGCUCCCGCCUUCCACUUAUUCAUACAAGAAGCGCCUCAGCUUUCAUUGGCCAGUGCGUGGUGACAUCUUAACCAAUCACAAACCAGACUGUGCUCCUACAGUACCCAGAGCGCGAAUCGUGAAGAGACCUUGGCUACGAUUGGUCCCUGCGUGAUAAGGUUUUAAUUUUGAAUUGUUCUACAUGGCGAGGAAGAGGCCACUACCCGGACUCCAUCUAAUCCCCAGCUCUUAGACUAAGACUUUCCUAAAGUGAUUCAUGAUCUUUGGCUGUUGUAUGUCAGAGGAAGUCACAAAAAAAAAAAAAAAAAAAAUUGGAAGCUCAAAGUACAGGAGGUGGAUAUUAUCAACUUGUGUGAUACCACAGUGGAUUUUAUUUUUAAGUAACCUCUACACCCAACGUGAGGCUUGAACUUCUGACCCUGAGAUCAAUCAUCAUAUGCUCAACUUACUGAGCCAGCCAGAAAUCAUGCCCAAGUUCAAGCAACGAAGAAGAAAGCUAAAAGCCAAAGCCAAAAGAUUAUUCAAAAAAAGAGAAGUCUCUCACUUUCAGCCCAAGCUAAUUAUACCUCCUCCUCAGCUACCCUCACCAGAAAGAGUGGUUACUCCUUCAGCAGAUAUACCCCUUAGCAGAAGCUGGCUAAGAUCAUCCUGGAACUUCAAAUUUCCCUAUAUCAAAGAUACAGUAAAACUUUGGACAAAUAGAGUGUGGUCUAUAUACAACUGGUGCCAGAACUGCAUGGCCCAGAGUUUAGAAGUAUUGAAAGACACCAUCUUUCCAUCCCGUUUCUGCCACCGAGAACUUCACAGUCUGAAACAACGGUUUUGCAUUUUGGAAAAUCAAUUAUGCAAGCUCCAGGAAACUCUGAAGGUUAUCUUGGAAAAUUCUUCCUGCCCAAACUGUGGUCGGACAUGUCACAUAAGUGGUAAACUUACAAAUGUGCCUGCCUGUGCUCCAACCACCCCUGGAGAAUCUAGAGCUGUACUUCCUCCCACGCUGCCACAGCCAGCCACCCAUCUUCCUCCUCUUCCACCUCCGCCUCCACCCCCUCCACCUCCUCCUCUACCUCCACCUCCACCACCUAUAGCACCUUUGCUGCUCAGAAAAUCCAGUCGCACUAAAGCACUUCAGGCUGGACCAUUAAAAAAAGAUGGACCCAUGCAAAUAACAGUUGAAGAUCUACUGACUGUGAAAUUAAAGAAGACACAGUGUUUUGAUGAAAGGAAGAAGCUUGUAUCAUCACCAAAGACACGGAAUCCACUAGUUACUGUCUCUGACCUGCAGCAUGUCACCCUGAAACCCAACUCCAAAGUGCUAUCAACUCGAGUUACAAAUGUCUUAAUUACUCCUGGUAAAAGCCAGAUAGAUCUGCGGAAACUACUUAGAAAAGUUGACGUAGAGAGGAGCCCAGGUGGAACCCCACUUACGAAUAAAGAAAAUAUGGAUACAGGAACUGGACUGACUCCAGUAAUGACCCGGGCCUUGAGGAGAAAGUUUCAGAUGGCUCACCCUAGAAGCCCAACUCAAACUCUGCCACUUUCUACAAACAGCUUUGAUGAACAAAACUGAUGUCAACUCA
Molecule: messenger RNA, 1694 nt
Organism: Felis catus (domestic cat)
Lineage: Eukaryota; Metazoa; Chordata; Mammalia; Carnivora; Felidae
Gene: PRR11
Product: proline rich 11
Exons: 12
Coding region: 554-1684 (376 amino acids)
Cellular component (GO): cytoplasm; nucleus
Source: RefSeq, a predicted model, not a curated record